Molecule: messenger RNA, 966 nt
Organism: Racocetra persica
Lineage: Eukaryota; Fungi; Glomeromycota; Glomeromycetes; Diversisporales; Gigasporaceae
Source: the annotation of a GenBank genome assembly
GAAGCAAAUAUGAACUCAGUGGAACGUUUAAUUUACUACAGUGAUAAGCUAGAAGUAGAAGCAGAGAAUAUAGUACCGGACAACAGACCACCGCCUGGAUGGCCAUCUCGUGGAGAAAUUCACAUUAAAAAUUUGGAAAUUAAAUAUGGACUUGAUAGCCCUCUAGUUUUGAAAGGCAUCUCAGUUGAUAUUAUGGCUGGUGAAAAGAUUGGAAUUGUUGGCCGAACUGGAUGUGGAAAAUCAACGUUGGCAAUGUCGUUCUUUAGAUUUAUUGAAGCAACUUCUGGAAGUAUUGUAAUUGACGAUGUUGAUAUCAAUACUAUUGGAUUAAAAGACCUUAGAAGUAAUAUUACUAUUAUACCUCAAGAUCCCAUACUAUUUAAUGGUACUAUAAGAAGUAACUUGGAUCCAUUCAACGAGCAUAGUGAUCUCAAGUUGUGGAAUGCUCUUCGUCGUGUACACUUAAUUAAAAAUUCAAACUCUACUUCUGAAAAAAAAGAACCAGAAGAAUCAAAGGUUAUCCAUUCUACUUCGGACCAAAAAAAUAAUAAGCAAGAACCAAUAACGCUUGAACCACUUGUCGAAGAAAAUGGAUCAAAUUUUUCCCAAGGUCAACAACAACUGAUUGCAACGGCUAGAGCACUAGUUCGUAAUUCAAAGCUGAUAAUAAUGGAUGAAGCUACUGCGAGUAUAGAUUUCAAAACUGAUCAUCUAAUACAGACUACAAUUAGGGAAGAGUUUAAGGAUAGUACUAUUAUCACUAUUGCGCAUAGGUUGCGAACUAUCGUAGAUUAUGAUAGAAUUCUGGUUAUGGAUGCUGGAAAUGUAGUGGAAUUCGAUAUUCCAUACUUAUUGAUGCAGAAGCCUGAUGGAUGGUUUAGAGGAAUGUGUGAAAAAAGUGGUGAAUUUGCAGAAUUAAUAGAAAUUGCUAAGCAGGAAUAUGAGAAGCUAUCGUUGACACAUUAA